Monodelphis domestica (gray short-tailed opossum) is the source of this 3571-nucleotide messenger RNA. RefSeq names its product inhibitor of nuclear factor kappa B kinase regulatory subunit gamma (gene IKBKG). Gene Ontology annotation, molecular function: K63-linked polyubiquitin modification-dependent protein binding. Gene Ontology annotation, biological process: positive regulation of canonical NF-kappaB signal transduction. The record is from RefSeq and is a predicted model, not a curated record. Gene Ontology annotation, cellular component: IkappaB kinase complex; cytoplasm; nucleus. Lineage: Eukaryota; Metazoa; Chordata; Mammalia; Didelphimorphia; Didelphidae.
GGCGGAGUCAGCCCGAGGGAAGUCGGGGCUCUCGCUUAAGCGCUUCCGGGUCGCCGCGGCCCUGCGCCACAACCCGGAAGUAGAUGUUGGGCGGACAGGAGUGGCCGCGGGAUCCCGGCUUCGGAGCCGUCGGCUGGGACGCCAGCCGGCGACUGCUGGUGAGUCCUCCGUCGCUGUCUUCGGCGUCAUCCCCGCCGCUGCAUCCGUGGCGUGUCGAAUCCGGCCCGGCCUGGCGCCCGGAAAGGCCGCGGGCUCCCCAGGCUCUGGUGGGAUCAAAACCGAAGCCUGAAGGCCCGAGGGUCCAGCCCCCGGGGCACUGAACGAAUUGAAUGAAUGAACAUCACUGUAAGAGUCAGCCUUGUGAGAUGGUACAGCCCAACAGGGGUCCAUCGGGAGAUUCUGAGACCCUUGGUGAAGGGUCUUCCCUGGGGAAAUCAGCCAUGCUGCAUCUCCCUUCCAGCCAAGUCUCUCCAGAGGCCCUGCAGCGCUUCUUGGAGGAGAACCAGGAGCUCAGAGAUGCCUUACGACAGAGCAACCAGAUGCUUCGAGAGCGCUAUCAAGAGUUUGUGAACUUCCAGGCCAACCAGAAGGAGGAGAAGGAAUUUCUCAUGAGAAAAUUUCAGGAGGCGAGGACGCUGGUGGAGAAGCUAAAGACUGAGAAGCUGGAGCUGAAGAGGCAGAAGGAGAAGGCUCUGCAGGAAAGUGAAAAGGGUCAGAUUCCCGGUGAGACAGAAAGAGAGGCUUGGAGGAUCCUGAAAGAGCAGCUCGAGGACCGUUUGCAACACCUGGAAGAGACCAGUGAAGGCCUCCAGAAGGAGAAACAAGCCCUUCUUCUGGAGAACCAGGAGCUCAGGACAAAGACCGAGAUCCAACCACAGAGACUGCCAGAGACCGAAUCUCUGCAAGAGGCGAGUGACAGGAGUGUAGAUUCCAAUGACCUGCUGACGAAGGUGCAGGAUGUGGAGAACGAGAACACGGUGCUCAAGGAGGAGCUGGCAUCCCUGCGGGGCAAGAUGGCCCACUUGGCAGUAAGGGAAAAACAAGUGGAGAGGCGGGCCGAGCAGCAGUUACAGGCCCUGAAGAGGCAGGUGGAGCAACUGACGGAAGACAAAGGGUCUGUGAAAGCCCAGGUGACCUCACUGCUCGGGGAACUACAGGAGAGCCAGAGCCGCCUGGAGCUCUCGAACAAAGACAAACAAGUCCUCGAGGACAGAGCUCGAACUGUCACGGAGAAGCUUAAGCAGCUGGAGAGUGAGAACGAGCAGCUGCACAAGCAACACAGCGUUCAGGUGGACCAGCUGCGCAUGCAGACCCAAAAUGUGGAGGCCGCCUUGCGCAUGGAGCGGCAGGCUGCCUCUGAGGAGAAGCGGAAGCUGGCCCAGUUGCAGGUAGCCUACCACCAGCUCUUUCAGGAGUAUGACAACCAUAUCAAGAAAAGCCAGGCCAGCAGUGAGCGCAGUAGGGGAAUGGACCUCCAGUUGGAAGACCUCAAUCAACAGUUACAACAGGCAGAAGAGGCCUUGGUAGCCAAACAAGAAUUGAUUGACAAACUUAAGGAGGAGGCGGAACAACACAAGACAGUGAUGGAGACGAUCCCGGUCCUGAAGGCACAGGCUGAUAUCUACAAGGCUGACUUCCAGGCAGAGAGGCAAGCCCGAGAGAAACUGGCAGAGCGCAAGGAGCUCCUGCAGGACCAGCUCGAGCAGCUCCAAAGGGAGUAUAGCAAACUGAGGGCCGACUCCAAAGAAAGUACCCGUAUUGAAGAUAUGAGAAAACGGCAUGUAGAGAACCCGCAGGCAGCCUUGCCGCAGCCAGUUCACCUUGUCAAUCACCACCUUCCCUUUCACCCCCUACCGCCUGGCCAGAGGAGAAGCCUUCCGGAUCAACAGCCCGAUUUUUGUUGUCCUAAAUGUCUGUAUCAGGCCCCAGAUAUCGACACCCUGCAGAUACAUGUCAUGGAAUGUAUUGAGUGAUCCCUGUCCCCCAGCACUGUGGCCAGGCACAGCCAAGUGCAGCCUGCCCGCAUCUUUGCUUGCUUUCAGUUGCCUAGGCCUUCAUGGGAAAACCUUGGCCACCCCUCUUAGUAUUUUUUGCUCAGAAGCUUAAAGGAUGAGGCCGGGUGGUCCCCCUUCAUUUGGUUUGCUCUUGUUCAAUGUGUUCUUUGUCUGACUUGGCUUGCCCAACUUGCUGUACUCCAGGUUCUGCUGAGUUCUUUCUGGAGCUGCAAAGGACCUCAGAGGCCUUCCAGGCUCCCUCUCUCCUCCUUUUGCAGAGGGCCCACAGAGAUCAAGUGACUUGCCCAAGGUCACACAAAUGAUCACUGUCAGAGAUAGCAUUUGAAUCCAGGUCCUUUGACUGCCUCCCAGUUUGGGCACUUUCUUUUGGCAGAGACUGCCCUUCCUUGGUCAUUCUUGUCCCUGGCUCUUCGGGAGAGAUCCUAGCAUUUACUGAGUUGCAGCUAGGGCCAAGGAACCAACUAGCACUAUAUACUAGUAGCCAUCUCUCAGGGCUUUAAGCCCCGACAGGAGCUUUAGUAACAUGCUUCUUGAGCUCUUCAACACUUUUGAGGGUGAGGAUGUUAUGGGUAUGAAUUCUUCCUGUCUUACACAGGGGAAGCCUAAAGUUCUAAAGUGAAGAAGAGAUGUCAGGGCCUCCCCACUAGUGCCAGGCAGGGUCUGGAGCCAGGUCCUCCUGACUUGGAGACCCAGCACUAGUGCUCUCUCCCUUCCCCAUGGAGGUCCACCCUGGGAAUCCAGAAGUAGUCAGUACCAAAGAUUUCCAUCUGGGGUGCGAUACUGUAUGUGGCACUUCUGUGGCCACUGACCCAGGUGAGCUUGCUAGGCUGUAGCAUCAAGACUUUGGAAAGCAGUGUGCCUCUUGUCCUGACUUGGAUGCUUCACGCUAGUCCAGAUUGAGAGUGUGACUGACUCAUGGAUAGUAACUGAGUUGAAGGACUUUCCCCAACUUCCAGUUUAGAACCUAGCUUUGUCCAUAUAGUGUUCACCUCUCCCUGUGCUGGAUGCCCCUCUUUCCCUGCCCAAAGCCCAUUGGCUCUUAGGCCAGUGGGGAAGCACUUUGUACAAGCUUUCAAAUUCCAGAGCCCUGGUCUCCGACCGUCACUUCUGGCUUUAAAAGGGCUGGGCCCACUUUUUUGUACUUCCCCAUAAGAUGGCCGAUAGAAUGACCUCACAUUCUGUCCACUGACGUGGCAGAAUAGUGCUGGGUCUGGAGUUGAGAAGAGCUGGGCUCAUUGUCCUGCCUCGGGCCCUUCAAUUCAUGACCUUCCCAGAGAUGUGUGGACUAAGUCCUGGCCGCCUGGGCAGCCAUCUCUGGUGAAGUUCCACACUGGGGUUCUUCCUGUCGACAAGCUAACCUGGCUCUGGUGCUUGACUACUUUUCUACCUCGGCCCCAGUGGCCUUCUGCUUUGUGGCUUAUGCUACCCUUGGAAGGCAGUGGGAGGAAUGACAGUGCCGCUGAAUUUCUUUCUUCUCUUCUCCCAAAGCAACUAUUGCUGUGGAUAUGAGAAUUUCUGGGUGGAGAUCCAUUAAAUGUACACCGGUGGUGAACUUG